Molecule: messenger RNA, 1618 nt
Organism: Stereum hirsutum FP-91666 SS1
Lineage: Eukaryota; Fungi; Basidiomycota; Agaricomycetes; Russulales; Stereaceae
Product: MFS general substrate transporter
Exons: 13
Coding region: 140-1618 (492 amino acids)
Biological process (GO): basic amino acid transport; transmembrane transport
Cellular component (GO): fungal-type vacuole membrane
Molecular function (GO): basic amino acid transmembrane transporter activity
Source: RefSeq, a predicted model, not a curated record
CGUUUCGAAACAUACUGGGUAUAAUACUACCAACGAGAAUGUUGCCGCAGAGCCUUCGACCUCCAGCGUAGAGGAUGGGAAUAGCAUCGGAGUGCCAGUUCAGGAGGACAAGAGUUUCAAAACGCUGGCUCUUACGAUCAUGCCUAUGCUCAUCGGUACCUUCCUCGCUGCCACAGACGCCACAAUCGUCGCGUCGUCCUAUGCCUCCAUAGGCAGCGAACUGAAUCAACUGCAAAACACGAGCUGGAUAGCCACGGGUUACAUGCUUACUCUGGCCAGCUUUCAGCCGUUAUAUGGGAAAAUGAGCGACAUAUUCGGACGGAAACAGUGCCUGCUCUUCUCCUAUGUCAUAUUCGCCCUCGGAGCGCUAUGGUGUGGCCUCGCUAGGAACAUGGAGGAGUUGAUUCUGGCGCGAGCAUUUGCUGGUAUUGGGGGAGGAGGUAUGACGACAAUUGUCUCCAUAGUUUUGAGCGACAUCAUACCCCUUCGCUCGAGAGGGACAUGGCAAGGUCUCUUGAACAUCUGUUUCGCAACCGGAAGCGCGACUGGAGCGCCAAUCGGUGGAAUUUUGGCGGACACAAUAGGCUGGAGAUGGGCAUUCCUACUUCAAGUUCCCAUCACAGUUCUAGCCAUCAUCUCCGUCUCCCUCGCUCUCAAGCUACCCUCCCGUGAUGACUCGCACUGGCUCGAUAAACUGAAACGCGUUGACUUCAGCGGUGCUCUCGCUCUCGUCCUCUGUAUCACUUCCCUCCUCGUCGGCCUCGAUCACGGCGGGAACGUUUCCUGGACAGAUCGCACCGCCAUUAUCUCCCUAACCUCUUUCGCCGUCCUCCUUGUCAUCUUUGCCGUCAUAGAGUUCAAGCUCGCCUCUGAGCCUUUCGCGCCAAAGAGGAUCGUGGCGAAUACGGCCUUGUUGGCUAGCUACUUGUGCAACUUUUUCUGUAUUGCGAGUAGUAUGGCCCUCAUUUUCCAUGUGGCGAUGUAUGUACAGGCGGUGGAGCAUAAAAGUGCGGCGAAGGCUGGGAUGGCGCUCAUUCCUGGCAUUGUUGGCGGUGUGGCGGGAAGUCUGAUUGGAGGACUCAUCAUGCAGCAUACUGGGAGAUAUUAUGUCUUGACCGCCGUGUCGUAUUUCAUGAUGAUGGCAGGGACUGUUCUCACAGCGCUCAUGACUGGUGCGAUCUCACAAUCAUUCCUGGGACUGGAGAUCGGCCUCAUAAUCAUGAGUCUUGGAAACGGCUCGGGCAUUACAACGACCCUCAUCGCUCUCAUUGCCAACGCAGGCGCAAAAGACCAAGCCAUCGCCACCGCAGUAUCCUACCUCUUCCGCUCACUCGGUUCAGUCAUUGGACUUUCGGUUGGCAGCACCAUCUUCCAGAACUCUCUCCGAAAAUAUCUGGUUGCCCAACUCGAGGGUCAGAAUAUCGAUAUCGACGAGAUUGUCAACCGCGUCCGUGAGUCCCUCGACUACGUCGACCAGCUCGACCCCUCUACACGGUUUAUCGUGCGCAGCUCGUACGAAGAAGCGCUGCAGGCCUGUUUCUGGUUUACGGUUGCGUUGGCAGUUUGUGCAUUUUUGUCCUCGUUAUUCGUGAAGGAGAAGCCUUUGGUGAAGAAGUAA